This is a messenger RNA of Aspergillus aculeatus ATCC 16872, 4284 nucleotides long. RefSeq names its product putative Ran-binding protein (RanBP10). The record is from RefSeq and is a predicted model, not a curated record. The coding region runs from base 1 to 4284 and encodes 1427 amino acids. Gene Ontology annotation, biological process: cytoskeleton organization; cell surface receptor signaling pathway. Gene Ontology annotation, molecular function: protein binding. The transcript has 9 exons. Gene Ontology annotation, cellular component: cytoplasm. Lineage: Eukaryota; Fungi; Ascomycota; Eurotiomycetes; Eurotiales; Aspergillaceae.
AUGACGGACGCAUCGUUUCCCCCUUCCGGUGGAGCUCCUCGAGCUCCUCCUCUCUCGACUACUACAACUACUAACGUUACUACUACAACCACCACCACCACCAUCGCAUACACUCAUCCUCCGAGUAUUUCCUCUAUCCCACGUCGUUCGUCCUACGCAUCCGUUCUGUCCGGUACUGCCGCUCUCUCCUCCAUCAGCAGCUCCUCGUUUUCUCAUCUGAACCUCGCAUAUCCACCCCCGCCUUUGACCGCCGCCGACAGCCGCCUGUCCAGGCUAUCCGCCGCCGUGGAUGCUGAUAUCAUGAACUCGCCCUGGCGGUCGUCUCCCGGUGAGACUCUGCCUCCUCACUCCCGUAAAUACGCCAGCUUUCCUCUUCACGAUCCUUUCGCCCACCAGCCGGGCAGCUUUACCGACACCGUUCCCUCCUUCACCCCCUCUUAUCUCCGCAACUCCCGCUAUGUCUCCCGCCUUGAGGCCGCCCGUCGGGCCAAACUCGCCGCCCAUCGAGAUGCCAACGUGCCCUCCGCCACGUCGAUCCCCCCGUCAACCUCGUCGAGUCAGGCUAGCUUGCCCCGGAUCACCCCUUCCCAUCGAGGCAUGACCUAUGAUAUUGUCGAACGAGAGACUCCCAACGACGAUGACCAUUUACUCCCCUUACCCUCCGGGUGGAAUGCGGCGGAUAAGUACUCGGGAUUGGAGCUGACGAACGGCGGCUUCGAGGUUCGGUACACGGGCCCAGUCAAUAAGCAUGAUCAUGAGGCGGCGGCCGUUCGCGCGGAUAACCCCAUGCCUCCGCAAUGCGGGAUCUACUACUUUGAGAUCACCGUUCUAUCCAAACCUAAAGAAGGGAUGAUCGGCAUUGGAUUCUCAAGCAAGAAAGCGUCGAUGGAAAGGUUACCGGGCUGGGAACAAGAAUCCUGGGCCUAUCAUGGGGAUGACGGCAAGUCCUUCUUUGGCGAAAGCCAAGGACAAGGUCGCCAAUACGGUCCAACUUUCGGAGCAAAUGAUACGGUGGGAUGCGGGGUGAACUUUUCAACCGGUUGUGCCUUUUUCACCAAGAACGGCGUUUUCUUAGGGAACGCGUUUCGGGAACUACGAAACCUCAAAGUCUAUCCAUCGGUGGGAAUGAAGAAGCAACCGCCGGUGCAUAUCAUCGCAAAUUUCGGCCAGCAGCCCUUUAUGUUCGACAUCGAUGACAUGGUCAAGAAAGAGAAGUCUCUGGUCUAUUCGGAGAUUGCCCUGACCAGCACCGCCAAUCUCCAGCCGCCAUUGGAUGAGAAUGUCUUACUCCAGGAAUUAGUGGCGCAAUUCCUUGCCCAUGAUGGCUACGUGGAAACGGCCCGCGCGUUUGCCGAAGAGGUGGCGGCGGAGUCGACGGCGUUAGAGAACGGCCGACCCACUUCGCUACAGAAGUAUGAAGUCGAGGAGGAUGUGGAAGCAGUUAAUCGACAGAAGAUCCGAGCGGCGAUCCUCGACGGCGAUAUAGACAAGGCGCUCAAGUACACCAAUGCAUAUUACGCCAAUGUGUUACAGACCUACCCCCAUAUUCAUUUCAAAUUGAGAUGUCGCAAAUUUUUGGAAAUGAUGCGGCGGUGUAGUGAGCUAUCAGCAACGGCGUCGAAGCGGGGACGAUCGACGAAUGGCUUGUUGGACAGUGCGGUGUUUGACCAGGAAAUGGAAUUAGAUGACCAAGUGCACGACGGGGAUGGAUGGGAGGUCGAGGGGAUGGAGAUUGAAGACUCCGAGACGGCAGCCAAGUCAAAGGAGCUGCUAACCGAAGCUGUACAGUAUGGACAACAGCUGUUCAUCGACUAUCCACCCGAUGAACGGGGCGGGGACCGGAAGAUGUUGGAAGACAUCUUCUCCUUGGUGGCCUAUCAGGACGCGCGCCAGUCGGUGCAUGGGCAUUAUCUAGACCCGGCCAACCGCAUAGCCGUGGCAGAAGAAUUGAACUCGGCCAUUUUAGUGUCCCUCGGCAAGUCAUCGUCGGCGGCGCUGGAGCGACUGUAUCAACAGACGGAGGUGCUGGUGAAUGAGAUUAGCGAGGAAGGCGGCGCUGGGGCGUUCAUUAAUCUUCCCAGCAUUCCCACCCACCCAGCCUCUGCCCACGUCUCGACCACGGAUCUUCAAUGCUGCUGUGGCCGGAAUGAUUGUGCAUUCUUGCUCCAUAAUCAUCUGGCUCUUGAGGGGCUGGAAAAGGAUCUUGCAACUGCUGCUAAACUAGGCCAGGCUUUACUCCACCGUCAUGAAUCUUACAUGGCGGAGGCGGAACAGGACCGCCAGCGUCUCCUGCUCAGCAUUGAAACUCUCGAACGGGAGAAGCGCGAGGUUCAAGCCGAGAACGCCCGCAUCAUUGAGGAGAAUCGCGACUUGCUGGAGCAAUUAGAGGGUCUCAACAAGGCCGUUGCCGAUUCCGACCUACACGCCAAAUCAUUGACAUCGCGACUGGAAAACACCGAGACUGAGCUGCGCAAAUUGACCAUGUCGGCAGCUCGCGCGGCGGAUCUCGAAGCCCAGCUCGCACGCAUGGAGUUGGAGCAGAGUCGACUACAAGAGAGUCUCCAGUCGGCGAAGGAGGAAUCCAAGUCGGCCGUCCAACGCUGGAAGCAGGCGGAAUGCACUCUCCGUGACCUGCAUGAUCAAGUUGACCGCAUUGAAAAGGAGGCCCGGGAAGAACGAGAGCGCCAUGCGGAAUUGAUCCAACGGAUGGAGCGCCGACGAAGCGUGGAGCGCGAACUUGAUGGCGCGGCUGGUCGAUUGAAAGGUGCGGCUGCUGCGCAGGAGCUGGGACGCAAUCGCGCGGGCGCCAACGUGGUUUCCCACUUCGUACGCGACAUCUUACAGGAUAAUGCCAACCUACAAAUAGGAAUCAUGGAGCUGCGGGACAUGCUCGAAAGCUCGAACCAGGAGGUGCAAAACCUGCGAGAUCAGAUUUUGUCUCAUCAGCCCCUAGCUGCGUCCGACGGGCAGGAACCUCGGCCGUCAACAACUUUGAGCCAGGAACUGGAAGCGCAAGAGUCACGUCGCGUGUCGCAGGAAUACCAUAUUCACCACCAUUAUCAUCCACCCGCUAUCCCUGUUGGCGCCAAAAAGGAUCGGGGUUCGUUGUUUCGUCGGGGCAGUAAGAAAAGACGAUCUUUGGGGAAUGCGGCGGUGCUUAAUUCGGCCUCGGGAACACGCAAGCCCAAUCACCGCUCGCAGUCAUCUACCUCCUCCACAUCAACUAUAUUGUCCCAGACAUCAGUCUCUAUCCCUCCAGCGGCGUCUCAUCGGUGGUCAUUGCAAACUCCAAUGACGGACUCGGUGGCCAGCUCGCCACAGUCCGCUUACCAACCGCCCUCGAUCUUCGACCGCGCGGAACGCGGCUGCGACUUCUCCCAGCCAACUAGCCCAGACAGUACCGUCUUUUCCUCUCCAUUGACAAGCCGUUGCAGAAAGGGUCACUCCGACGCAUCUUUGCGACGGGAUGCGACAGAUCAUCCGACCCAUCCCAAUGAUGAAGAGCUGAGAUACGAGUAUCUCACUCAACCCGUGAUUCCAGAAGAGAUAGAGUCGAUGCAGUAUGCCGAGUCGGAGCGAGCGGCGUCUCCUUUGAUAGCAGACAUAUUUUCUUCUCCCUACCGCUCUUUGCGUCGGGGCUCGUCCCACGAGAGUCUAUUCUCCGUGGCGGGAAUGGACAUUCAUGCUCCGAGUCGACGUCCGUCGCGGACGAAUGUGAACGACCUUCCUUCGACCACCAUGCCUGUCCGCAUCCCUCGACGCAUUAUUUCGUCGAAUAUGGAUCUAUUCCCCACACCCCCAGUCAUUUCGACGAGCAAUGUGACGGCGGGACGAGAGCCAGCCCUAGUGCCAAACCAGCGUCCACAGGCCCUUCUCGCAUCGAUGACCGGGAACAGACAGCUGCCAACUGAACAAGUCGUCCCUGAAGAGGAAUACUCGGAUAGUAGCGCUGCUACGCCUUCUCGGAAGCUGUCUUUGCCCCGCCGUGUUGGUGGUUGGGUCCGCGGUCGCUGGGGCACCGCCGCCGUCUCGGGGCAUGAAACCAUACAAUCGUCCCCGAUUGAGGAGGACACUUCAUCCCCAGUGAGUCCCUUCUCCAGUGGGCAUAGUACCAGAAGCUCGAUGAAGGCUCGAGCAAGCCCAGCUCCGAGCCUGCCCUUCCGGUACCCGGGAGUCAACCAAAAAGGACCGAUCAUGGGAUUUCACCCCAUGUCUCGUGCGCCUGUAUCCCUACAUGCCGACAACUUGGACGAGGGACUUCUCAGGGAGAGCCUUGCUGAGUGA